This is a messenger RNA of Penicillium brevicompactum, 2055 nucleotides long. RefSeq lists its product as uncharacterized. Lineage: Eukaryota; Fungi; Ascomycota; Eurotiomycetes; Eurotiales; Aspergillaceae. The record is from RefSeq and is a predicted model, not a curated record. The transcript is spliced from 5 exons. Gene Ontology annotation, molecular function: serine-type peptidase activity. Bases 1 to 2055 code for a protein of 684 amino acids. Gene Ontology annotation, biological process: proteolysis.
AUGCAUCCCAAAUUGCUUCUCACGACACUGGUCGCCCUGGCGCCCGUUGUGUUGGCAGAUGCGAGCGAUACCGAGCCGUGUGCUCAGGUGAGCAAGUUGGUGGCAGAUGCCAACCAAGACAAUGCAAGUGCUAGGGUGCCUCAUGAUCUGGCACACCAGUGUCUGCUAUCUAUGCCUUUCGAUUCGGAUCGUGCGGUUAAGUUUCUGAACCAGGCCCGCAAGAUCCUCGAGUUUCAGUCUACCAUCGAUAUUCUCAAAGAUCCCCCAUCAGGGUAUACUAUGCCCCCAACAGAUAUUCUAGGGGGAAUAGACAGGAUCUUGGCCAAGGCCAAGAACAGCAGCUAUUCGAGCCAAUUCGAGAUGGAUUUGGAAGUCACAUCCCUAAUCAAAUCCGCCCAUGACGGUCACCUGUCUUUCCAGCUAUGCUCGCAGUCAAUAUUCACAUACCACGUUGACAUGCCUUUGGUAUCAGUGUCAACAAACGGACUUGAACUACCGCAAGUAUACACUUUAAGUAUGUUGCCUAUGAAGCCUCUCAUUGCCACCAAGCUGACCAGCACAGAUGACGCAAAAAUCCAAAAGACAGAUCCAAGCGCAGUCUCUUCAUUGAAGUCCAUCAAUGGCACCGAGGUGGCUACCUAUUUGGAGUCUUAUGCCGAUGGCCAGAAUUUACAGGAUCGCGAUGCACAAUACAAUCGAGUGUUCCCAGCACCCGCUCGUAGUGUUGCCAACACUCCCACUAGUGUGAACGGAAUCUGGGCGUCCAUUGGAGAUUGGACUGAUGGCGCAGUGGUAUCUCUGGAGUUUGCAAACGGCACCAAAACUUCAACCCAGAGAGCUGCUGUUCCGAGCGAGAAAUUCUUCUCAUACAAGAAUGGAACGCAUCUCUAUGAUAUCGAGUGCCUUCCGAGAGAAUUGUCCACAGCUUCAAGUACCUCAUCCGGUGCCGAGCAAGCAUCCUCUGAAGUCGAAGGACUCCCUCAGACAGUGACUAGCUGGCGCAACUCAGCCAAUUCUUUUGCUGGCUACUAUUCCAAUCUCACAGGUCUCCAGGAUACUGCAAUCAUUUUCCUACCAACAUUUUCAUCUAGCGCAUCUGAGGUCGCCGAACUCGCGGUCGACUUCUUGCAAAAUGCCACAGCAGCCAACAAGAAGAAUGUCCUGAUAGACCUCUCUGCGAACCCAGGAGGCUAUAUGUCGAUUGGGAUUGACAUGUCUCGAAUCUUCUUCCCAAACUCGUCUCCAUACACAGCGACCCGCUACCGAGCACACGAUGCAGCGAAGUAUCUGACCGAGGCGUAUUCGCGAGAUAACACAACAGACUCGAGCAAUGUCUUUGCGUAUAAGCAGAUGGUUCGCCCGGAUCAGAAGACAGACUUUAGUUCAUGGGAGGAACUCUACGGUCCACAUGAAAUAUUGGGCAGCUCGUCUUCCAGCCUCCUGGCUAACUUCAACUACACAUCUACUUCGUCCGACGUCUUUCCCAUCAACGGAUAUGGCCCAGUUCCGUUGAAACCAAGCAAGGCUCUUUUCUCAGCAGACAAUAUCGCAAUUAUCACUGAUGGCGACUGCGUCUCGACAUGCGCUUUCUUCGUCAAAUUGAUGAAGCGCCAGGGUGUCCGAACAAUCACUUUCGGUGGACGCCCAGAGAAAGCCCCCAUGCAAGCCGUCGGCGGCGUGAAGGGCGGCCAGUCACUUGGUAUCAACUAUGUCAACGGAUACAUUGCGCAGGCAAACGGGCUCAUCGCAGAUUCGACCAAUAGCACAUCACCACUGCUGACGACCGCUGAAUGGAAGGCAUUCAAUGAGUCCAGCCCAAGUAUGACAGCGUCUCUCGCGUGGAGUGGUAACUUGAAUCUGCGGAACGAAUAUGAUCCUGAAGAUGACCAGACACCCCUGCAAUUCGUCUACGAGGCUGCUGAGUGUCGGCUGUUCUACACGCUGGAUAAUUAUUUGGAGCGAGAGACUGUUUGGCAGGCUGCGGCCAAAGCUAUGUUUGGGGGUGGACAGUGUGUGGAGGGCUCAACGAAGGGUAAGGGCAGUCUGGAUGCUUGA